GCACCAAGUGCUGUUAUCCUCCGGUGUGUAAACUGUGCUGCACAGCCGUGGUUUGUUUACUCCGUGGAUGGAAUCGUAGAAUCCAGUGUGUUGAUUGAAUGUUUUCCAGGAAGUGUAGUGAAUCUGCUUCUCGUAUACCCGGAAGUGCUGCGGCUGUAGUUCCCGGUGUUUUUCUUCUGUAGUUCCUGGUGAUGGAGGAGCAGGACGCUGCGGCAGGAGCACAGUGUGCGGAGGAGAAGGAGAAGGAGAAGGAGGAGGUGGAGGUGGAGGAGAUGGCUGAGGCAGAUGUGUCCGCUCCAGAAGAGGAGGAGGAAGACGAGGAGUCUCUUCCUCACCCAGAGAUCCUGGAUAUUUUCGAGGAAGGACUCGCUCAACUCGUGCAGGAUCCUUUACUGUGUGACCUGCCGAUCCAGGUGACUCUGGAGGAGAUCAAUUCUCAAAUAGCUUUGGAGUACGGCCAGGCGAUGACCGUGAGGGUUUUAAAGGCAGAUGGUGAAGUAAUGCCCAUCGUGGUGGUGCAAAAUGCUACAGUCCUUGAUCUGAAGAAUGCCAUACGCAGAUUCAUGGAGUUGAAACAACAACGUGAAGGUGGAGUGAAACAUGUCAGCUGGAGAUACGUCUGGAGAACAUUCCAUUUAGUGUUUCAGGGGGAGAAGCUUGACGAUGACAAGAUGAGGCUGAAAGACUACGGGAUCAGGAACAGAGAUGAAGUGACGUUCAUGAAGAGGCUGAGGAAGAAAUGAAAUGUCGCAACCAACAUUUGUCACAUCAGACGGAAAAAAACAGAAGUUCCUGCAGCGAGUACUGGUACUUCCACAAUGUUGAGAAAGUAUUUAUUUUAUUAUGGCUUGUUUAUAGAAGUGUUUAAGGUCGAGAAAUAUCUCUGUCAACUCCACAUAUCCAGAAACACACUUUACAAAGUGAGAUGUUUUCUUAAAGAGGCUUCAUGUAAAUAAAAUGUUUGUAGUUCUGAACGUUUGGCCUCAAUUUGCUAUGAAUUCUGUAUAAUGGUGUUCAAAUAAUAAAAGGUUUUUCUAUGGUA
Hippoglossus stenolepis (Pacific halibut) is the source of this 1042-nucleotide messenger RNA. It is a transcript of the gene snrnp25, whose product is annotated as small nuclear ribonucleoprotein 25. Gene Ontology annotation, biological process: mRNA splicing, via spliceosome. NCBI's taxonomy places the organism in Eukaryota, Metazoa, Chordata, Actinopteri, Pleuronectiformes, Pleuronectidae. The record is from RefSeq and is a predicted model, not a curated record. Bases 192 to 743 code for a protein of 183 amino acids. Gene Ontology annotation, molecular function: protein binding. Gene Ontology annotation, cellular component: U12-type spliceosomal complex. The transcript is spliced from 5 exons.